This is a messenger RNA of Arabidopsis lyrata subsp. lyrata, 553 nucleotides long. RefSeq lists its product as uncharacterized. Bases 78 to 317 code for a protein of 79 amino acids. Lineage: Eukaryota; Viridiplantae; Streptophyta; Magnoliopsida; Brassicales; Brassicaceae. The record is from RefSeq and is a predicted model, not a curated record. The transcript has a single exon.
AGACACAUCUCAUGGAGAACCUAAACAACUUUAAUAGACAACAAAAAAAAAGAAGAACCUAACCAAAAAAAAAAAGAAUGGAGGCCGAGAAAACACCAUCGACGACGGAGAAGAAAACGGAGCAAGUGAAAGACAACGACUUACCAACCAAUAGCCCUUACAUGGCCACAGGUACUUUGGAAGACUACAAACUGAAAGCUUAUGGAGCCGAAGGUCACCAAGAACCUACACCUGGUCUUGGAGGUGGCUCCACCGAUGCUCCUACUCCUUCUGGCGACAAACCGGCCGCCACCACCACCGGUGCCAAAGCUCCGUGAUAAAUAAAAGACUAUAAUAAUGAACGGGUUUUGUGGAUCUUCGGAAAAAAAGAAAUAAACCCAAAAUUGUAGUAUUGUUCAAUAACUGAUCCAGCUUCUUUUUAUUUCUUAACGUUUUUAUGGUUUGACUAAAAAUGUAUUUCGAGUUUCAUAAGAUAUUUAUUAUCAUAUGUUUCCGAUAAAAUGAAGUUGUAACGAUUUAAUAAUUAAUGUGAUCUUAUUUCGGUUCGAAAAAA